AUGUCAGGCAACCUCAAGAAUGCUUCAAGCAUGAUGGCCAGACACCGAACGCAGCUAUUCCAUUGGGAGAGGCCGGACGCUAGGGUGGCCGUGGGUGUGCGCGGCAUGAACAAGUCACGCUUCAAGCGUAUAGAACUGCCGGAACUCAGUGUUUGCACGGUUCUGAAGAUGAUGUCCGAACUCAACGUUUCCGACGGCAACGAGAACCCAAAAGUUGUCCAGACAGACCUCAUCCACCUCAAGUCGCAAGCGUCAGGCCCCUUUAUCCCUCUUGUCCAGUUUUCGCUCGAGAACCAAACCAUCAAUGCUCUCUUCGACACCGGUAGCAGCGAUAUUGUCGUCCCCCAGAAGGGCAGUUCCAUUUGCCAGAACCCUGCCCAGCAGUGUGACAACUCCUCGGCAUCUGGCUUCGUCGCCGGUGCCUUUGACACAGCGGCAGGGCUCGCUCGCUUCAACGGCGACUUUGCGGCACUCGAUCUAGCCAUGGACGGACAGACCGUCACGGGCACGACGGUGGGCAUCUUCACCAGCGGCUCGCUGCCGCCCGAUGCGCCACUGUUCCCCAUCUUUGGCGUCGGGCCCGUCCAAGCCGAGGCCGUGGGCUCUACGCAGCUUCAGCAGGGCAGGAAUCUCAGGCGCCAGGCGGGCAACUCUGCGAAUCUGUACCCAAACCUGCCUGCGCACAUGAAGGAGAUUGGUAUGAUCAAGUCGAACGCCUUCAGCGUCUACACCAAUGAUGCUCGAGCCAAGACGGGUUCCAUCGUCUACGGAGUCAUCGACACCGCCAAGUUCGAGGGCCAGCUUCAGGAAGUGCCCCUUGAACGAGCGAACGACGGCGCCCUGCCCUCCUUCGUGAUCAAAUUUAGCUCUGUGUCCAUGGAGACGGGCAUUAGCGGCAGCAACGAGAUAAACUUAUCAUCACACAUCAACAACGACGCACCCCGGGCAGCAGCAGCCACCACGGACCUCGCACCUCGAGACGGUCUUCCCGUGACCCUGAUGGAUACCGGGGCUCCCUCGAUCCUCUUACCAGCCGCCUCGCUACAGAUGCUCGCCACGGCGUUGGGCACGACUUUCUCGGAACAAGACGGCCUGGGCUCAUCGACUGCCAGAAGCUGA
Verticillium dahliae VdLs.17 is the source of this 1119-nucleotide messenger RNA. RefSeq names its product aspartic proteinase. The coding region runs from base 1 to 1119 and encodes 372 amino acids. Lineage: Eukaryota; Fungi; Ascomycota; Sordariomycetes; Glomerellales; Plectosphaerellaceae. Gene Ontology annotation, biological process: proteolysis. Gene Ontology annotation, molecular function: aspartic-type endopeptidase activity. The record is from RefSeq and is a predicted model, not a curated record. The transcript has 7 exons.